AUGCUGCAGAGCCUUUGGCAUUUUCUGUCUAGCUUCCUUCCCAGGGCCGUGUGCCAAGGUCCUGCAGCUGAAAAAGAGGAUGAGGCCGGGAACGGCAGCCCGCUUCCAGGCCCCGGGGAGAAAGGGCCAAAGAUGGUGGGGAAGCCCCAGGACAGAGGGACUGACCCCACUGAAAGGAGACCAACUAUCCUACUGGUGGUUGGACCCGCAGAGCAUUUUCCGAAGAAAAUUGUGAAGGCUGGAGACAAGGACCUGGAUGGACAGCUGGAUUUUGAGGAGUUUGUUCACUAUCUCCAAGACCACGAGAAGAAACUGAGACUGGUCUUCAAGAGUUUGGACAAGAAGAACGAUGGCCGUAUCGAUGCCCAGGAGAUUGUACAGUCCCUUCGGGACCUGGGAGUCAAGAUCUCUGAACAGCAGGCCGAGAAAAUACUGAAGAGAAUAAGGACGGGACACUUCUGGGGUCCUGUCACCUACAUGGAUAAAAAUGGGACGAUGACAAUUGACUGGAACGAGUGGCGAGACUAUCACCUGCUGCACCCAGUGGAGAACAUUCCUGAAAUCAUCCUGUACUGGAAGCACUCCACGAUCUUUGAUGUCGGAGAGAAUUUGACCGUCCCUGAUGAGUUCACAGUGGAAGAGAGGCAAACGGGGAUGUGGUGGAGACAUCUGGUUGCAGGUGGAGGUGCAGGUGCCGUGUCCAGAACCUGUACAGCUCCCUUGGACCGCUUGAAAGUGCUCAUGCAGGUUCAUGCCUCCCGCAGCAACAACAUGUGCAUUAUUGGCGGUUUUACCCAAAUGAUCCGAGAGGGUGGACCAAGGUCACUGUGGCGGGGGAAUGGCAUCAACGUGCUGAAGAUUGCACCGGAAUCUGCCAUUAAGUUCAUGGCCUACGAACAGAUCAAGCGGUUCAUCGGCACCGACCAAGAAAUGCUGAGGAUCCACGAGCGGCUGUUGGCUGGCUCUCUGGCAGGGGCCAUUGCGCAGAGCAGCAUCUACCCGAUGGAGGUUCUGAAAACACGGAUGGCUCUAAGAAAGACGGGACAAUAUUCAGGCAUGUUGGACUGUGCCAAAAACAUCCUUUCCAAGGAAGGAAUGGCUGCCUUCUACAAAGGCUACAUCCCCAACAUGCUAGGAAUCAUUCCAUAUGCUGGUAUUGACCUGGCAGUCUAUGAGACACUAAAAAAUGCCUGGUUGCAACGCUACGCUGUCAACAGUGCUGACCCUGGAGUCUUUGUUCUCUUGGCUUGUGGCACCAUUUCCAGUACCUGUGGACAGCUCGCCAGUUACCCACUGGCUCUUGUGAGGACACGCAUGCAGGCCCAAGCUUCUGUGGAGGGUGCUCCUGAAGUGACGAUGCGGGGACUGUUCAAACACAUUCUGAAGACAGAGGGAGCAUUUGGUCUGUACCGGGGUCUGGCCCCGAACUUUAUGAAGGUGAUCCCGGCUGUAAGCAUCAGCUACGUGGUGUAUGAAAACUUGAAGAUGACUCUGGGUGUGCAGUCACGGUGACCAGGAGAUGCUGAGGACUUUGAACUCUGAAAUCUUGGGGUGUAAUCCCAAGACGUAUAGCCAUCUCUCAUUCUGUGAAUGUGUCGACACUAAGCUGACUAAGCAAAGCUGUGAAAUCUCAGAUAGUUUGUGAGUCAGUAAGGGGAGGGGAGCAUCUGGUGUCCUUUGCCAUCUUGCUACUCAGAGCUCUACGUAAACCAUCAGGUGGUCCGUUUUGUUGGGCCUUUUGGGAGACCGGGAGCCGAACUCCUGGCACAAUCCUAAGGCGUGAGUUGCUGAGGUCAAAGUAGCAAAGAUUUGGGGAACAGUCUGCUUUCAGCAUAUGACAUGUACAGAGCUGUAUGCCUGCAGAUGAGCACCUUCUGACUUGCUGAAAGAGCUUCUUUUUCCAUUCAGUUGUUUAACUUCCUACCUGUUGUUUAAAUUUGUACAAACCUUGUGUAGGAGCUGCUGCCACACCAGGCUUGUCAUUAUGUUUACAUAUAUUCCUUUGGGUAGGAGACAUUCAUGUUCUGCUUCCAAGACUUGACAUGAAAUGUAACUUUGAACUAUACUGGUUUUGAGGGCUGGUGGGCAGUGGUUUAUCCAGUCAGGCUGAAUGUUACUUAGGCCAGCCUGAUGAAGGAUUAGGAUUAUUUAUUUUUGAUAGGUUUAAGUGUGUCUCAUAAAUCCACUAACAAGAUGCACUUACUAACAGAAGCAGCAGACUAGAGCCUGCAUGCCUGUAUCCUUUGCAUGCCGGGAUUGGCUUGUCUUAUACUCAGCAGGGGCUUGGAAAGGGGAAGGCUUGAGAGUCCUCGGUGGACCGGCACCUUGAUGCAUGGCUUUAGUGAAUAAAUGACAAUACUUCACAGCUCCUGUGCAGCUGUGCUCCCAGCACGACAAGAGAGCCCCUGUGCAGCAUCGCAUGGACCUCUGAAUUCCAUUCUGCCUGGUGCCAAGGGUAGCUGAUGGACCUUUCCAAACCCAGUGCCUACGCUGCUAUCUAUCUCUUUAGACCUCUUUGUAGAUUGAUGUUCAGGUUUGCAUUAGCGGGAUGGAGUCCCCGAGCCAGAAGGGUCUGUUGUGGGAAGGGGUGUUAGGGAGAGGGGCUGGUUGUCACUGGGAGAGGUGAGCUUUCAGUCCUGAGGACGCGCUUGCUUUUCUUUCAAAGGGUGCUUUUCAUAAGGCUAAGGGAAAGAGCUGGCUUUAAAAAUUUCUCUGCAUUAUGGGCUACUUUAGUUGAUAGGAUCUGGCUUCUGAGGCCUGGGAGAUCCUCAUCCAACUUUUCGUUUUGGGCAAGAUGGACCAGCGUUGCAUUCCACUGUUUUACUGCUUAAAGCAUAUUUAUUUUGUAUUUAUUUGAACAGAGUUAUGUCAGACUAUUUUUAUAGACUUGUUUAAAUAUUGUUACUGUGCUUGUAUUUCUCCUGUUUUAAAAAGUUCUCUAUUUGUUCUCGUACAUCACACAGCUGAGUCGUGGGAAGGACACUGAAGUCACUAGCGUACCUUCCCUGUGGGGCUUGAGCUGCCUUUCCCCAGUCCGGGGUUGUUGCUGGAGGACCUCAGCCCAGAGAAAUUCUGUAGCAGGAUGCCAUAGGAGAGAAGGGAGCUGGUGAGGAAGCAGGGAUGAGGGCAGAGGGUGCACCGUGAGGCCUGCCUUAUUUCGGAAUUGCCUCUGUGCACGGCUGAAGGGGUUUCGGGUGGAUGGCUGAAGUUGGGAAGUAGAAGGUCUGUGCAUGUUGGGUGUCACAACAGCUAAUUGAGAGCGAUCUUGGGGAAUCUUUAUGUAAAAGGGGAGGGGGGAGAAAUCUCAGGGACUAAAGAAAACACAAGUUUCUAGAGAGAUGGGAGGAAACUUGCCCUUGGACCCAAGCUGCUGCAGUUGUGCUUUGAGGCUGAAUCAGCAGAUCCUGCUGCUGAGCCACUGCUCUCUACGUGCAAAUGGACACUGGGGAGAAGUGCCUGAGAAGUCGGAAAAGGAUCUGUUAGCACUCAGCAGCUGCUUUUCUGCUGACAGACUUCAUGGAGAGCCUUCCAGGUGAGGCUCUCUGCCUUGGCUAUCCAGUGCUGUCAGUAGUUAGCCACAUGGGAAUCUAAGCGGUCUGGAUUAGUGAUAAGAUUUUUUCCCACCCCCCCUCUUUUUUUUUUGAGAUCUAUUGUAAAUUUUGCAGUGGCUCCUUCCUACCAGUGUGGCCUAAUGGAAAUAUGAAUAUCAGAAUGCAAAAAUCAAUGCAAAAUGACAACCAUCUUUGUAGCUGUAACCACAAAUUGUUAAUAUGCAAAUCUAACUCGGAUCCUUCAUGUAGGGAACAGUCUGCUAAUAAAGGUCUGUCAAAGAGA
Messenger RNA from Anas platyrhynchos (mallard), 3834 nucleotides. It is a transcript of the gene SLC25A25, whose product is annotated as solute carrier family 25 member 25. Lineage: Eukaryota; Metazoa; Chordata; Aves; Anseriformes; Anatidae. Gene Ontology annotation, cellular component: mitochondrial inner membrane. The record is from RefSeq and is a predicted model, not a curated record. Gene Ontology annotation, biological process: transmembrane transport. Gene Ontology annotation, molecular function: calcium ion binding.